CUCUAGGUUCUGUCACGGUGUCGGCGGUGCCCAGCUCAUCAGCCCCCUCCCCCUAUCCGGCGAGCGUGGUCGCCAGAGAAGCUGCCUUCACCCUGCUCUGCGGGGUCUACAGCGGGGAGCAGGUGUCCGGCGCAGGCGACGAGCCCGUGGACAGUGGGGGUUGGUCCCGUGGCUCCGGCCCCCGGUGCAGAAUGGCGACGGCGGUUCGGAUGAACAUCCAGAUGCUGCUGGAGGCGGCUGACUACCUGGAGCGACGAGAGAGAGAAGCUGAACAUGGUUAUGCCUCCAUGUUACCAUACAAUAACAAGGACAGAGAUGCCUUAAAACGGAGGAACAAAUCCAAGAAGAAUAACAGCAGCAGCAGAUCAACUCACAAUGAAAUGGAGAAGAAUAGGCGGGCCCACCUUCGCUUGUGCCUGGAGAAGUUGAAGGGGCUGGUACCGCUUGGGCCCGAAUCAAGUAGACACACUACCUUGAGUUUAUUAACAAAAGCCAAAUUGCACAUAAAGAAACUUGAAGACUGUGACAGAAAAGCCAUUCACCAAAUAGACCAGCUUCAGAGAGAGCAGCGACACCUGAAGAGACAACUGGAGAAGCUGGGCAUCGAGCGGAUACGGAUGGACAGCAUCGGCUCCACAGUCUCCUCAGAGCGUUCCGACUCUGACCGGGAAGAAAUAGAUGUUGACGUUGAAAGCACAGACUAUCUCACGGGGGAUCUGGACUGGAGCAGCAGCAGCGUGAGCGACUCCGAUGAGCGGGGAAGCAUGCAGAGCCUGGGCAGUGAUGAGGGCUACUCCAGCUCCAGCAUCAAGAGAAUAAAGCUCCAGGACAGUCACAAGGUGUGUCUGGGUCUAUGAGAGUGGUCACUCGGCUGCCUCCUGGAUGGUUCUGUCGGCUCUGAUUGGGUAGUGUAUCGGACCUGCCUACGAUCCCCUUGCACGCCAACUUCAGUGUACCAUCUUUACCAAAUCAGCUUUGUAAAAGUUUUCAAGGAAGUGCUUAGGAUUGUGGGUUUCUGACUGCAUCCACUAGCUUCUCUCUCUCCAUAGAAAGCCGUCUCUGAGAGACCGUACAUUCCAGUCAAUUUGAAGCACCCAAGAAUUCUUAGCCCGAAUAAGCAACUUUCACAUCUCAGCAGUUCCCCUCUUUACUGCCCCUGGGUUGUCUACCAGACCUUUCUUAAAAGUUUUCCAGCUCACUAUGUUUUUACUUUCCUAGCAGAAAUGCCCGAAUGUGUCUUGUGCUUAGGAAACUGAAGGAAAGAAACUUUUAAAGCUGAGAUCCUAAUCUCAGAACUCCAAAGUAAGCUUUGAAAGCAGCAUUUGAGAGCACUUAACCGUGGACCUUACCCCAGUGAGGAGUCAGGAAUACCUCCAGAAAGCACCCCUCACACCAUGCUAACUGCCCAACGCGCGUGUGGAGGAGAGCAGUGUUUCUCACUCUAAAACGGACACCUGAUCGCACGUCUCUGGGGUUGCCCAGCUUCUCAAAGUUCCGACCUUGUUUGUUCUCACAAACAAAACGGUACAAUCUUUUUUUGUGCGAUGCUCUUGGGGCCGCGCUGCGUUCUGCUCUCCCGAGGCACAUUUCCCCUCGAAGUCUGUUAUGCUACUUGUCUCUGGAACAUUUUUUUUUCCUACCUCAGAGAUAAAUGAGAUCUCCAUUUCCCACUUAACACAGAGUGAUUAUGCCUCUUUUUUUCCCCAAAUAAGUGACAUUUGGUCCAAUUCUAAUCUAUUUUCCUAUUUAACUUUCAGCAAUAACUGAGCUUUGGCACUAGCUGAGCUAGUGUCCACCACCAGUGAGAGGAAAAGUCCACAUUUCUACUGUUGCAGGUGACAGGAGGGGAUGGUACAGUGUUACUAGGAUUCCUCUCCUUAUUUUUGGAUAUACCCAGAAACUUCUUUAUGGAGGCUUUUGGGUUGAUAGUUUCAAAGGCUGAUUUUUUUUUUUUGGUUAUGAUUUCUCCCGUAAGUGGUCUCCCACUUUGUAGCAUUUUUAUUUAAGCUAAAACAGAGCACAUGUAUAUGUACAUAAGACACAUUAAAUCUA
Molecule: messenger RNA, 2052 nt
Organism: Condylura cristata (star-nosed mole)
Lineage: Eukaryota; Metazoa; Chordata; Mammalia; Eulipotyphla; Talpidae
Gene: MXD1
Product: MAX dimerization protein 1
Exons: 6
Coding region: 192-857 (221 amino acids)
Biological process (GO): negative regulation of transcription by RNA polymerase II
Molecular function (GO): DNA-binding transcription factor activity, RNA polymerase II-specific; RNA polymerase II cis-regulatory region sequence-specific DNA binding; protein dimerization activity
Source: RefSeq, a predicted model, not a curated record